Molecule: messenger RNA, 1976 nt
Organism: Neoarius graeffei (lesser salmon catfish)
Lineage: Eukaryota; Metazoa; Chordata; Actinopteri; Siluriformes; Ariidae
Gene: gdpd3a
Product: glycerophosphodiester phosphodiesterase domain containing 3a
Exons: 11
Coding region: 408-1355 (315 amino acids)
Biological process (GO): glycerophospholipid catabolic process
Cellular component (GO): endoplasmic reticulum membrane
Molecular function (GO): phosphoric diester hydrolase activity; phosphatidylcholine lysophospholipase A1 activity
Source: RefSeq, a predicted model, not a curated record
AACUGCACGGACAGCACGACUGGAAAGGAGGAGAAUUCUUGCAAUAUUCAGGCUUUAUGGUCUCUGCAGAAGGAGUGAUUGUAGGUUUACCUUUUCUUUCAGUCUUUCAAUCAGGUUUGACGACUUAAUCACCAUAUCGCUUCAGGAGGGAUGACGAGAGGGAGGAGAGAUAUAUGGGGGGAAAGGUGUACAUAAGGUGUACAGAAAGACAGCGACCAGAUCAGCAGUGAAAGAGAGUGUUUGAGAACGGUGUCGAAACCAUAUCUCUAUCUCUCUCUCUCUCUCCCUCUCUCUGUGUACCACCUUCUCCCUUGAGGCUAAAGCAACAAGUGGACACACAAAGGAUAAACCAGAACCAGUGACUUGCCACGUUCUGGAUCCCUUGGAAUUAACAGCUUAUAGGAAUUAUGUCCAGUUUCAUGUAUUACCUGCUCCCAGCAAUAGGGGGGUACACCAUAACAUCUCUCUACCUGCUGAAGAAUCCACACAUCCUGCACAAGAAGAAGCAGACAGCCUUCCAUAGCAAGCACAUCUCACACAGAGGAGGUUCUGGAGAGAGAAUCGAAAGCACCAUUGAGGCUUUCACACACGCAGUGGAGGUGGGCACAGAGAUGCUCGAGCUGGACUGUCACCUUACUCGAAAUGGUCACGUGAUUGUAUCACAUGAUGAGAACCUCCUGCGGCAGACCGGUCUAGACGCCAACGUCUCCGAUCUAGACUUAGAGGAGCUACCACUGUACAAGGAACAACUUGAGGUCACAUUUUACACAGGUCACUACAGCACUGGCUCAGACAGAAAGUUUGCCUUGUUGGAAGACGUCUUCCGCACGUUUCCUAGGAUGCCUGUGAACAUCGAGGUGAAAGAACUGAACAAAGAGCUGAUUGAAAAGGUAUCAGCACUUGUGAAGAAGUAUGACCGAGAGGACAUCACAGUUUGGGCAUCGGUGGAGUCAACUAUCAUGAAGGAGUGUCGUACAGUGAAUUCCUCUAUGCCUUACAUGUUCACAGUAAAGCGUGGCAUGCAGCUGCUCCUGCUUUACUACACAGGCCUUCUGCCCUUUGUUACACUGGGAGAAAGCUUCCUCCAGUUCUACCUGCCCCAUAUCUUUAACACGACUUACAUCCCAGAACCUGGCAUUCUGAGGAACAGACUGGUCAUCUCACUAAUUCAAAAGCUGACUUUAAGGAAAGGCUUGUUUCAGCAUCUGAGAGACCGAGGAAUUCAGAUCCAUCUGUUCGUUUGUAAUGAAGAACGGGAAAUCGAGGCCGCUUUUGCAGCAGGAGCAACCGGAGUCAUGACUGAUUAUCCCACUGUUUUAUCUGACUACCUUAGGAGGCACAGACAGGCCACAUGAAUGACAAGUUGAACGUUACACUGUAUAAUAAUAAUAAUAAUAAUAAUAAUAGCUACACAGCAGUGAGGAUUCUAUUAAAUGGUCAAAUAUAACGUUAGAUCUACAAUACUGACUUUUGUAACUUGAACUAUGGUUCAUAUUGUACAUCAGCUGACUUCCCUGUUUCUGGAUUGUACACAGAUUAUACUUUUUUUUUCCCAGAUUACAUAUUUUAUCAUCUUCAUGAGAACACUGGGUUCUGGGGAAUUUUCAUGUCCAAUGCAAUAAACUGAGUCAUAAGACUAUCCAUUUUUCAAGAAUAGUUUGUCAUUCUUGUAUUUCACAAUUUUCUCAGGAAUACGUAGUUCAAAUCAGUGUCACAUUUCAAAACGGAGCCUUUUUUUUUUUUUAACUCAGCAUACUGUUGUGUAGAGGCCCGCUCGAUUAUAUCAUACUUUUACAAGAGUAAAACCCUGGCUUGAACAAGAACGACAAAUGUUUUCAAUUGUACUUUCUUCUCAUGAAAUGCUAAUCAUGGGUACUGAAUCACACCUAAUCACAUUACAUUACAUCUGAUACAUUCAUGUAAUAAUGUUUAACUCUAUCAUCACUGUCUGUCUAAUAAAUAGAUUUAUACCACAA